GCCCGGAGCCGUGCACGGGGAGCACUCCCGCGUCCCUGGCCGGGCUCAGCUCCGCAGACAAAGCCCUGUGCACCUCUGAGCAAAAAGAGCGCAGCGCGGCGCCGAGCGGGCGGGAGCGCAGACAAAGCGGGGCAGGCGCCGCAGCAUGCGGGGCCGCGCAGCGCUUCCUCUGCGAGUGGGCUGCUGCCGCCGCGCUCCUUUUUUUUUUUUUUUUUUUUUUUUCUGCGUGUGAGUGUUAUUUUUUUUUUCCUCUCUUCACCAACUUCCUUCCUGCUCCAACUGCCAAAGCUCGAGGCUGAGCGCUGACAGCAGAAGAGGACCCCGGCCGCAGGCGCCGCUCAGCCGACCAAGUGACCAUGACUGAGAAGACCCAAGAACCUCAUGUGGAAGAAGAUGAUGAUGAGCUGGAUGGGAAACUCAAUUACAAACCUCCUCCCCAGAAAACCCUGCAGGAGCUGCAAGAGUUGGACAAGGAUGAUGAAAGCCUUGCUAAAUACAAGAAAUCCCUGCUGGGAGAUGGACCUGUGGUAGUAGACCCAACAGCUCCCAAUGUGGUGGUCACUCGACUCACUCUGGUAUGUGACUCUGCUCCAGGACCGAUCACUAUGGACCUUACAGGUGACAUUGAAGCACUCAAGAAAGAGACCUUUAUAUUAAAGGAAGGAGUGGAAUACAGAGUUAAAAUCCACUUCAGAGUAAACAGGGACAUUGUGUCAGGACUGAAAUAUGUGCAGCACACCUACCGGACAGGGGUGAAGGUGGACAAAGCCACAUUCAUGGUUGGCAGCUAUGGGCCACGGCCAGAGGAAUAUGAGUUCCUGACACCUAUUGAAGAGGCUCCUAAGGGUAUGCUGGCUCGAGGCACCUAUCACAACAAAUCCUUCUUCACGGAUGAUGACAAACAUGACCAUCUCACCUGGGAGUGGAACCUGUCCAUCAAGAAGGAAUGGACAGAAUGAGUUCACCCAGUUUGCCUUCCCCCUUCCUGUCCCCUUACCUCCUGCACCAGUCUCCAGGUGGGCCAUGCCCACCAUGCUGCUCCUUCCUGCCACCAUGGCUGGCCACAGCCCUGGCAGCCCCUUCACAUGAGUGCUGGGGCUCUGUGCCAGCCUUGGUCGAUGCACAGCCCUGCAGGCGGCCUUUGCUGCUUCUUCUGAUACACUGAAAACAACCCAACCGUUCUCACCACCGCCCCAUCAUGACACAUAAUGGGUUAAAUUGGGAAGCAUCUCCCUCCCUCUCUCCCAAUACUUCCUCCUGUUGCCACCAUCCCUCCUGUACCAACUCCGGUCCCGGAAGUGCCUUUUCUAGGAAACAAGAUCACCUGGCAGGGCAGACUGGUCCCUGGAAAAUCCCUAUCUUGAGUUACACUUGCCAUUGUGCUCUGACUCAUUGUAAAUGGUUACUUAUCUCUCAUGAUGGUCUCCUGGUCUGUAUCUGGUGCCCUACCCUGUUAAAAUCCAUCCUUGUGCAGGCAAAACCAGUCAGGGGGAAUGCAGCUAGCUGCUGUAAUAAGACUUUGGUGUCCCAAGAAUAAAACCAGUUUCUUUCUUC
Molecule: messenger RNA, 1554 nt
Organism: Pseudopipra pipra
Lineage: Eukaryota; Metazoa; Chordata; Aves; Passeriformes; Pipridae
Gene: ARHGDIB
Product: Rho GDP dissociation inhibitor beta
Exons: 6
Coding region: 357-959 (200 amino acids)
Biological process (GO): Rho protein signal transduction
Cellular component (GO): cytoplasm; membrane; cytosol
Molecular function (GO): Rho GDP-dissociation inhibitor activity; protein binding
Source: RefSeq, a predicted model, not a curated record